Messenger RNA from Hylaeus anthracinus, 2844 nucleotides. RefSeq lists its product as uncharacterized. The record is from RefSeq and is a predicted model, not a curated record. NCBI's taxonomy places the organism in Eukaryota, Metazoa, Arthropoda, Insecta, Hymenoptera, Colletidae. Bases 1 to 972 code for a protein of 323 amino acids. The transcript has 6 exons.
AUGAUACAGAGUGUACGCAAUAUCUAUUACAGAAUGCAGUACAAACAGUGCUUGUCGCUGUGCUUAGUGGCGCUUGUUUUGGGACAAGCAGCCGCCUUACCGCAGCAUCCCCAGUACACGCAGCAGGUGCAACAACAACAGGUCAGGGAGGAUAGAAAAUUUGCCGAGAAGCCAAACGCCAUGAAAAAGGUAGCGCUCGACGAUUUGGACGACAUCGGCACCAAUCAGAUUCAGGAAGGCGGGAGCAGCGGGUUCUCGUGGUCAAACAUGUUGAGCAUGGUGAUGCAGAUGCUGCUUGGACAACCUGGCGGGGUCGCUGGACCUAGUAAAAACGAAAUCGAUGACGGAGCACCGGCCAGUCCCUGGGCAAAUUUGCUCUCUGUUGGCCUGAGACUCCUCACAGCUUUAUUGGGUGGUCCUCAGCAACCUGUUGACGGUAUAGACAAGGUUGACAAUCAGAGCAGCACGAUGCAGGAUGUAUUGGCUGCGAUGCUGGGCGCGUUUCUAGGACGAGACAGAGACCCUAAUCAGAUUUAUUCCAUGGCUAAAAACGCUUCCGAGUUCAUUAACAUAGUGGUGAAUCUCCUGGAUGCGUUGAAGACAUCGUUCUCUCACCGUUCGUUGGCGGCUAGAUCCAUGGGAAAGCGAGACACAAUCUCCGAGGCUGCAGUCACGACACUCACUAUGCUGAAGGGUUACGUGAGGUCGCUAAAGUCUUUUAACAACGUUGGACGCUCGGAGGAUGAAGGUCAACGCGGUUGCGCCGAGAGAGCUCUUUGCGAAGCGAGUGCAGAGUGCGUUGCCAAAGCUCAAGGCACGUCGUCCGUCUUCUGUCAAUUUGGAUCGUACGCGACCAGCUAUCUGCUCCAGAGGCAGAGCGGCGUAGGCUUCGACGCUCUCUACGACGCGAGUCGACGCGGUCGCAACGGAGAGGAUUGCAGGACCGUCUUCAUGGACUGCAACGCCGUAUGAGGAAGCCUCGUUCCGAUUCGCUGACCACGAUUUAGCACCGCGGGACCUGAACAACUCCGGAUCAAUUGCUCCGUAACUUCAACAUGGAAUUUCUAGCAAUUCUUCUCUAGAACUUUCCUAUUUCAUUGAAAAGUCGACGCCCGAGUUGUUCAAGAUCCCGAGGCCUAGAUCGCACCCUAGAACGGCGAACAUUAGCUUUAGACAUAGACGUGGAACAUGCGCAAUGGACGUGUCUGAAACUAGACUGGCGGGAAUCUUGGUGACACUUUUCUCGCAAGCUCUCGAUCGACGUACUCGGUUCAUCGAGCGACAGACUGACUCGGUUGUCUUCCAGAAACAUAGCAUUAUUAAUCGAUCGAUUUCGGCGGAUCCUUUUGGGACAACAGAACGCUAAAAUUUGCCAGGAAUCCUUGGCGUACGAUGGGAAUUUUUCGGAUUCUCCGCGGACGCUCGGGAUUCGUGCACGAAAAUGAAGUACGCGAGAGAGGAGAGAAGAGUCCAUGAACAAAUGUCGCGCGCAGGCCUGACACGAACAGGCCUCGACGACGAUCACGUUAUUUAUUUAUAUUUAUUAAAUUAUAUUAAACGUAGUGGUAGCGUUUACUCGGGGCUCAAUUGGCUGCGAUGCGAACGGGGAUCGCAGCUUCGGCGUGAUCUGGUGUUCCUUGGCGAGCACGUAGAAUCUAAAUUGGUGAUAACUAGACUGCGCAUCUUUAUGCAAAAUAAUAUCUCAGCAAACGUACCUACAAAAACUGAACUUAAAGAGGAAUUUAUUUUAUGGCAAUAUUAUAAUAUGAACUUUACUUUCAAUAUUUUGUAAUAACAUUGCAUACUGUACGCAUUUUGUAAUUUCACAUUCAAAUUUCCUAUAAAUGCAUAAAAAUCCGCAGUCUAAUGAUACGAUGCGUAUGGGUGUCAAAAUGUUUUUGAUUUGACUGUAUAAGAAGUAUGACAGAUUAAACUGAGAGAUUAGUGGCUACUUGUACUCUCGAGAGUUACUGCUCCUAUUGGAACGUCUUCUGAAAGUCCUCUCUUGUUACGUUGCUCAUCUAGUCUUCAAUUUCCCCAAAUUAAAAUGUAAAAUCUCUGAACGUCGAGCUCUCUUUCUAGUGAAGACGAACAAAUUACAUACGGCCAAAAUAGAAGAAUGGGGAGUUGGCACAGUUGAGAAGAUUCUCUAAGAGACGAGGAUUACGCUGAAACAGGACUUUCAAAAAUUGUUCUAACAACGGCAGACUUCCAAGAAGACUACUUUAAGGGAAACCACUGGAAUCUCGAAUUAAUUUAUCACUUACAUUAUAGCCAAUUCAGAAACCUUUGGAUAUCCUUACGCAUCGCUAUACUGUUGCAAUGUGCGUUAUAUUCGAGGCUAAAUCCUGCGGACCCUAAUUUCUUCGACUCGCGUUUCCUUACCAGUGAGCGACGAGCGCAUCGCGCCAAUCGGAGUCCACCUUCACGUAUUUAAUCCCUAGUUUCAUCGCGGUCGCGAGACACUUUUUUCAUCAAAGGGGAGGAAGACGAGCUUAGUACUGCCGGAACUAUCGAGGUUUGGUAAUGUCGACGUGCCGUGGGCGAAGUUCGUUGUGCCACUUUCAGAUCAAUCCUCUGACAGUGGUUCAACGAGGGUUGCCCUUGAAUGACCCUCCCGUUUUCGUACGAGUUAACGCCUCAGGAUAUUAUAAUUCGUUCAGUCCCCCGUUCGAAAUUGGCUACUGUAUAUAGAAUACUAUGUACACACAGGCGAACGGGUGGAGUUUCUUCGCAAUAGGCAGGAUAUAUUUAGAUCGGUUAGCGUAUCAUCUUUGCAGUAAGUUGUAUUUACGCGCGGUACGAUUGUAUUUAAAUCAGUCUAAUAAACGGUCUCGUUGACAA